Messenger RNA from Lineus longissimus, 2594 nucleotides. RefSeq lists its product as uncharacterized. Bases 651 to 2066 code for a protein of 471 amino acids. NCBI's taxonomy places the organism in Eukaryota, Metazoa, Nemertea, Pilidiophora, Heteronemertea, Lineidae. The record is from RefSeq and is a predicted model, not a curated record. The transcript has 2 exons.
CGAAGCCGUGCGCAAGAAUAGCUUUAGAAUUAAUAGUGGUCAACUGAUGUGAGACAUUCGAGUGCGAGGUGAACGUCACAACACCCCAUGGCGACCAAAAUAAGUCAACGGUGAUCGUCCGCCCGGCGAGUGAGAGAAUAUCGACUGUGUAUCCAGAACCAAAUCAAAACUUGCCACGAUUUUGGAUUAUCAUCGAUUCAGGUUUUGAGAACGUCUAUCGCGUGACUAUGGAUUACAAGCAUGGAUUAAAGGACUGGUGUGAAGGGACGACAUGCAAUUAACGAAAAUUUGACCUUUUUGGAUAUUCAAAAAUGCAUUUUUCGGUAUGUUCAACUGCAUACGUUUUUCAAUGGACGAUGAUGCGUACGUCAACUGGUUUCCGAUAGGCGACAUUGAGCUUCCUUUGCAUGUGCUUUGAUCAGUGAUCAUUUUGCUGUGGUGAGUGAUCAUAGGCCCAAAAAAAUGCUGAUGAAACAUUCCGUACGUUUAAUUACUGUCAUUUAACUCUGAUAGCAUUGAUAUCGUUAUCAUUUAGAGCCUAACGGCCGGGCGUCUUCCUUAAGGAUGUCUCCGUUUAGGUAUGUGCAGUUGACUGUCCACAUCAACUAGACAAUAAAUCGUUUUAGAUUACCUAUGCUGAAAAUCCCAAAAUGAGGCGAGAUUCUCGGAUCAGUUCUGAGGACGAGCAAACAAUUCUCGAUGAAAUCAACGGGAGAAUCAGAAAAUGUUUCUUAAACACCCAUUCCAGUCAAAAUGAAAGAAUGCGAUCUCAGUCAAGAUGUUCUUAUGAAAGUGGGGAAGUGUAUUCUAAUGACAAGGUGCAAGAAGACGUUUAUUUGACUGAUAGAACUGUCCCUAAGUUGAAUCUUCUGAACAAUAGUCUUAUGGCCCGUCUGCGGAAGACCAUACCGGCGGAGGUUCUCACCAAUGACGAGGCGAUGCACCGCAUUCGACGGGAUACUGUCAAGGACAUUGUGCGGAUGAAAAUCUUGCGGAAACAGCUGUUCUCGGAGGCAUCUCAAAGGGCGGCAAUUAUCACAAGCGAAGAACAGUCACUCAUUCAGCGCCACUACCAGAUGCGGCAGAGGACGAAGGAACUCAACCGUCAAACCCACGAGCAGUUGCUCAAAGCAAAAAUGUCUGCGAGUCUCCCUGGAACAAAGACAAUACCUAGUCAUAAAACACCCCAUUCCUUUUCAUCGUUAUAUAGCUUCGACGGUGAGAAAAGUGAAAUCGAUCCUCGGUUAGCGCAUAUGAUGUAUGAGCGUAACAAGGAAGGUAGGAUUGAGGUUGGCGAUGACGAUGUGAAAGAGAUGAGGGAGAAAGUGGAAGCUGCCUCCUUGCUACGGAGACCUGGGACGAACGCAUCCAUUAGCACUUCAAGGGGGCGAAGAAGGCCUUCAGAAGGACACGCAGUGACGGCGUCGACGAUUUCACAGAGUAUCGGUACCAUGCCCAGUAUCAAAGCAACCAUGACACAAGCUACAACCAACGCAGAGACAGUGAGCAGGGCCGCACGGGCAACUUCACGGGUUACGUUCAAUGCGCCUUCAGAAAAUUCGGAUAGGGCAUCCGGCGCUGACGAGGAUAUUGUUGGAGCAGACGACGGAUCAGUCACGGAGACCACCCAAGGUAAAGAACUCAAGAAACCGAAGCCACCGCCUAUGCCCUUCGAGCGCUACGCCAUCCGCCCUUUGAGCAACACUAGCCGCCAUUCAGCCCCGACGAUUCGCUCGACAUCAAGGGCCAGCGCCGCGAGCUCCUCCAACUACGCACCAUCUUCAACUGAUACAGGCGUGUCCGUGACGUUCCAGCGGCCUCGUCGAAGUGCAGGAUCUAGACGAGGUGGUGAGAGAACGAGAGACUUACACCCUGUGGCGACAGGACUCAACCACCAAGGGACUUCUGUAGAGAAAACACGAUUCAGAGCUUUGAACAGAAAGGGUGAUAUAAAGGUGGCUAAGGUGUGGACACGUAAACAUAUAAGUACGAGCGAUCUUCCCAUCGUUUGGGCAAGGGAAGACACUUACAUCGAUGAACCACCGAUAUCACCAUUUCAGAGAUAGAGGGUAUUUAAAUCAAUGCAUUGUAUCUUCAAAAGAAAUCUAGUAGCUAGUCGGCAAGAAGAAAUCGUAAUGUGUUGGAAGGGCUUAGAAAUGUAUAGUUGCUGACGAUAGCCCUAUCAACAUCAGGAAAGGAUUUUCUCAUAAAUUUCGGCUCUAACCUAACCAAUCCAUGAAAACAUUUGUUGGGGUGAUAUUGUUAUUAAAGUACAGAAAGGGUGGGGGUAUCCUUUUUGCAGCCCAAAAUAUAUUUGCCUGGCGAGAAAACGCUUAUGAUAUAUACAGGUACAUGUAUUCAUUGGGAGAGUAAUUUGUGUCUGUAUAGCACUUUUGCAUUAACCUUGAACUCAAAGCUAUGUUGAAACCGUAUUUCUUUAUGGGAUUCAUGAUAUACAUGUAAUUAUAUAAUAUGAUAAUACGCAAAUAUACUUAUACACAUGCAAAAUUUCAGCUGAAGGACCUUUUUGUAUUUUUCAACAACUUUUAGUCAACCAUUUUUCCCGGUAUAGGUCAACCGGGUUACCCGGUAUA